CAAUGGGAAUGUGUUGAAAGUAAACGGUUAUAUAUCCCCUCCUCGAUUUCGGUAACUGUUUUACCGACUAGGGUCCGCUACCUAAGACCCGUCAAUUUCAUUUGAACCGUCGUAUAAACCGAUUUGUGAGUUAUAGGAUGGACGCGCUAAGCAUCGAAGAAAAAGUGUUUCUCAUCGAGUGCUUCUAUAGUAGAGGCAAAAACUAUAGUCAAGCGUAUCGUGGAUUCCGUAGUAAAUAUGGAUCUAAAAAAGUUUCAAGCGAAACAAUACUCAGAAGGAUUAUUGAUAAUUUUGGUAUGUAUGGCACUUUGAACGAUCGUAGACAUGAUUUACCUGGUCCAUCUCGUACCGUUACAACGGACGAAACAAUUGAUGACGUUAGAAAUUAUUUUGACAAAAAUUCAAACACCUCGAUUAGGAAAGCUGCUCAGGUUUUGGAUUUAAAGCGAGAAACUCUCCGAAAAAUAAUGAGAGACGUCAUUAAACUGCAUCCCUACAAAAUCACUACACAUCAAUUGCUGACGGAGAAAGCGAUGGAAAAACAAGUUGAGUUUUGUAAGGGGAGGUCGGAUGCCCCAGUGGUCGGCGUAUUCAGAGGUAUUGUCCCUGCCUCUAAUACGUCGUCAUCAAGCAAAGGGCUGGCUGAGUUGUUGGUGACGAGCGAUUCAGCGAAACCAGUUAUCGUCUCUAAUGAAGAAGUAAACUACGAAAUAAGAGAACAACCAGGAAUGAGUACAAUUGGAAAAGCCUGGAAUGAUCAAGAAACAGAAAAUAAUGGGUUUUUACCUUCAAGUAUCUUACAGGUACAGUUACAGGAACAGGAACAGACAUAUAGACCCGAUAUUAAUAUGGACAUUGGAGCCUCGCCAGGAAUACUACCGGAGGUCACUAUCACUCCAGUUACAAGAGCCAAGAUAAUACCUAAAAAAAAGGUUCAAAGCAGUAAGACAGAGGAACAUAAAAUGAUAGAUUAUAUGGACCUCACAGCAAACUCAGAUAAUGCCAGUGUAGGUAAUGAAAGUGCAGCCUCAUCCAGGAAAACUGCAAAAUCAGGUUCGAGCUGUAAACAAAAGAAAAUUGCCAAAAAAAGGAAAUGUAGAAAAACCAUGGAAAAUUCCUCUUCUGAGGAAGAGGGAGCAACAAGAGGAGGUUUAGACCUUAACUAUGACCAGCGAUUGGAGGCGGGAUGCAAACUGGCUGAGCUGGCAGAUAGUUCUACUGCUGAAAUAUUGGCCGAGGUAACAGGAUGGCUGAAAGAAGUCGAUGAGUCACGAGCUAAGUCCAAAAACUUGAAGGGUAACCUGGACAGGAAAAUAAAAGUAAAUACACAUGCAACUAUGGAAGCAAUAGAUCUACUUGCUAAAAGAGCAAUACACAGUGGAGAUACAAAAUACCUACAAGAAAAAGUAAAUAAACUAGGAAAAGAGAUAACUCUUAUCAAGCAUGAAAAUGAAUUGCUGAAAAAGAGAUUGAACCAAAUAAUGGCUACUGAAAAGGAGAUUCUCUCUUCUCCUACUAAGGACAUGGAAUCUAUCUCUCACGAUAAAGAGGUCAGCUAUCCCAUAGUAGAAGAGAUGUACGUUCCACUGGCAAUAAGACCUCCGGUUAAAGGAGUAUCUAAAGUAAUAGAUGAAGGUAAGAUACUCAGAAACAGAGUAAUAAAAGGUGGUAAGUUACAAUUCGAACAGGAGGUUGUCUUGGAAAAUAUCCCUCCUAUGACAACAGUAACAGGUACGAGAGGCCAGGAUCAAACAUGUGAGAUUCUUACUGCGAUUAAUGGUCUAACAAUGGUAGUACAGAAUUUAGUUCAAUUACAAUACAAAGGAACUAUAGGAAACAAAGAAGAAAAGGUACUUCUAGAACAAAAUAAAAGGGCGGAGAUACUAGAUAAAAAUAAAAAGAGAACAAAAAAUAAAUCACUAAAAGACAAUACAAUACUUACCCAGAAGAGGACUGGAAUCACUGCUACGAAGUCAUCAGGGGUGGCGACAAGUGCUGAUCCAACUGUGACUGCAACUGCUGCUCCAUCUGCUGACAAGUCUACUGCACCUGAAACAGAAAAAAGAGUUAAUACAAAAGAAAUGGAAAUAGGAAAGAACGAUACUCAACAACAAAACCUGCCAUGGAAUAAAGUUGUUGGUAGGAAGGCAAGGAAAGGGAGGAAAGAGGAAAAGACCUUGCAGAAUAUUCCACCACCUAUAAGGAAAGGAAAGGAAAAGUCUAUGCUAAAAAGUAAGGAAAGAAGGCUAAUGCGUACUUCCGCAGUUACCAUCACACGCAUAAAAGGAAAUACCGCGUACUCGGAAAUCCUUAAAGAGGCACAAGCAGCGAUAGAUUUAAAUGAGCUAGGAAUUACAGAUAUAAAAACGAUUCCUUCAUAUACAGGAGGAAUGGUAAUUGAGAUUCCAGGAGAAGAAUCUAAAGAGAAGGCUAAUAUACUAGCUGAAAGAUUGCGGAAAGUAUUCGAAGAAAGGGAGGAAAUUAAAAUCGGGCGUCCCACCCAAAAAAUGGACCUGAGGAUAUCAGAGCUUGAUGAGUCUGCAACAUCUGAGGGGAUAAGCCAAAUAGCGGCAACAGUAGGCGGAUGUCACAAAGAUGACAUACGCUGUGGUCCUAUUAGGCGCUAUAAAAGAGGAAUGGGAUCAAUUUGGCUACAAAUGCCUGCAAUAGCAGCUAUUAAAUUAGCCAAAGAAGCAAAAAUACGAGUAGGAUGGACGACAGCCAAAGUAGAGGUUCUUCAAAAAAGGCCUCUACAAUGUUACAGAUGCCUCGCUAGGGGACACACGCGUAACAGGUGUCCCCCGGAGAAUAUAGAUAGGUCCUCCCACUGUUACAAUUGCGGAGAAAUAGACCACAAGGCGGAAGCUUGUACAAGAAAAGUCAGCUGCCUAAUAUGUAAGAGCAAAGGACUUAAAGACGGUCACAAGGUGGGCAGCCCUGAAUGUCCACCUUGCCCUCCAUCUAAAUGGAGGCCAAAUGAGUCGAAGCUAACGGUACAAUAG
Molecule: messenger RNA, 3002 nt
Organism: Linepithema humile (Argentine ant)
Lineage: Eukaryota; Metazoa; Arthropoda; Insecta; Hymenoptera; Formicidae
Source: RefSeq, a predicted model, not a curated record